Mustela lutreola (European mink) is the source of this 1101-nucleotide messenger RNA. RefSeq lists its product as uncharacterized. Bases 91 to 696 code for a protein of 201 amino acids. The transcript has 2 exons. The record is from RefSeq and is a predicted model, not a curated record. NCBI's taxonomy places the organism in Eukaryota, Metazoa, Chordata, Mammalia, Carnivora, Mustelidae.
CCUUAAAAAAAAAAAAAAAAAGCAUUACCUGUCCCGGCCUUGAGGAGGUCUGGGGGAGUUUGCUGCGUGACCCGCCUAAAGGAUCUACGAAUGAAUGAGCCUCCUGUCCCGAUGGGGACCUCGGGGCCCCGCGGGGCUGCGAAUUUCGCGGACGCUCCGGACAUCCUGGAGCGUGCCGGGUCCUGUUCGCGCAAGCUGGGGCGCGGGGCGGCCCUGGCUCCCGGUGGCCGGAAUCCCGCGGUGUCGGGGGCGGCAGCGGAGGCGAGGGCGAGUGGAAGCCCAGGCGGGGCUCUGGAGAACCGCCCGGCGGCUGAGAACCUGGACUGUGAGCCCUGGGUCAGAGAGAAAGUGCUCUUCCUUCUGCACCCAGAGAGGUGGCUGGGGACUCAACGGGACCCUGCGCGGGAAGAAGUGGCCGGUGGGGACGAUCUUUUCCCGGCGGCUGGAGACAACUGGGAACCCGACGGCCCGUCUCUCUUUCCGCGAGAAAAGCGAGUUUUAGGCAGCGGUGUAGACGCUCCCUUCAGAGUUCGGCCGCGGGACCCUGCAGCCCCACCCAGGUCGGUGCUCGUGCGGAUUGUGGACUAUCAGGCGACAGAAGAAGUCUUGUGGACUGCAUGGAGGAAGGGGCAGAUGACCGCACGGACCGAGGAGCACUCCAUGAGCGCGAUCACUUUUCGCACCAACAGGGAGUGAAGCGCCCGGCUGUGGGCGCCAGGACUGCGGAGAACCCCGGGCUCUCCCGCAUGGGGAGAGACGCCUCGAGUCCACCUGCGGGGAGAUCACCUCGCGGUCCCCAGGGACUGGAUUGCCAGAGGAUAUAAAACAGGAAAGCGGAGCCUGAGGAAUGCUGCGGGAUGGUGGAUGAGCGCGAAUCCCUAAGCAGAUGCUCUUCCGGGAGCGCCAGCCUGUAAUUAGCCGACAGCGAGGACGUUUUAAGAGGCUGGUCAGCGCCGCUGGGAGGCAGGGGACACCCCAGACUGAAUGAAGAACUGUGAGCAACAUAGUACCUCCUUUGUGUCUUAAAUACUGUGACGGUCUGGGGACCUAAGUCAUUGGAAGAGGGGAAGGAAAGGGGAAAGAAAACUAGGAAGAGAAGAG